Didymodactylos carnosus is the source of this 1845-nucleotide messenger RNA. Lineage: Eukaryota; Metazoa; Rotifera; Eurotatoria; Philodinida; Philodinidae. The record is from the annotation of a GenBank genome assembly.
AUGUCAAAACUCACACAAUGUUUCAAACGAGUUACUAUAUGGUCAUCGAAGCAGAUUUUCAUUGUAUUUGCUGCAUUUCUCGUCUAUGUUCUCGCUGAUGGUACAACGUUUUCAUUUGGACUUUAUGUUGAUGAGUUAUUAUCAACUUAUAAUGCAAAAAAACGUAGCACACUAUGGAUUAGUAUCCUAGCUGCACUAACACAAUCUGUUCCACUUCUACUUAGUCCAUUCGUCUGUUGGUUAACCAUGAAAUGGGGUGCUCGAUACACAGCAUUGGUUGGCACAUUAGUAUCAUCUAUUGGGUACAUGGUACCGUUUUUUAGCACAAGAAAUAGUAUUAUUAUGCCAACAAUUGGUUAUGGACUAUUGCUGAGUAGUGGAUUAGCCUUUUGUUACGUACCUGCUUAUUUGACACUGCCGUAUUAUUUUGAAGAAGAUCGAGGAUUAGCAACAGGAUUGGCAGUAUCGGGUUCAGGUGUUGGUCAAGUGAUAUUGGCAGUUCUUAUCAAAUCAUGCAUUAUGAAAUAUGGAUGGAAAGGAGCAUCGCUCAUCACAGGUGGUGUCUUCCUGUCCAUGACUAUCUCUGCACUGGCAUUCAAAAAACCACUUACAUCUUCGUCACCAGAAGAGAAUACAAAAAAGAUAAAAAUACCCCAAAUAACAAUCAGUGAUGAUGAACAAACAACAAUUGUGUUAAAAGACGUUGAUAUUGAUGAAGUAUUGCCACGUCGUCGAACUCGAGGUAUGACAAUGGCUAAUAUUUUAUUAGCCACAGUUCCUAUUCGCUCCACUCGUGGUAAUACAACGACAACGAUGGAAUCAAUUCAGAAAAUAUCUCAACAAUCACCACCAGAAAAACGUCGAAGUUCAUUCACAGCCGAUCGUAAUUUUAUGCGCUCAAAACCAAGAUCAUACACAAUAUCCAAUGAAUACGCUCAACAACGGUUUCGUUCUAAUACAAUUGCUGUACCAGCGAUAAUGCUAUCAUCUACUUUUAAACGAAUAGAGAAAUUCAAACCAUUACAGAGCUCUCAAAAAUUUUCAUCAGUUAUUAUUGAAAAAGAUCAUGAACAAGGAUUUCAUUCAACAAAUUCUCUAGAUGAAGAAACAACAUGUCCAAUAGCUCCAAAAGAAUAUAUAUCAAACACAUUAAUUGCAGAAGAGAACGAAGAGGAUGCAGAGGAGGGUGAGAUGAAUGAACUCGACAAAGAAAAGGAAGCAGCACCAGUAAUACAAAAAGACAAUUGGUUAUUCAACGGUCGUUUUCUUUUAUUUUGCUUAUCGAAUUUCCUAUUAUGUCUCGUUAUCGGCGUUCCGUAUGUUUUUUUACCCAAUUAUAUUCGUGAGAUAUUCGAUGGUUCUACAUCAUAUUUUGCUUCGUGGGCUCUGUCGAACGUGGGUAUUGCAUCGGCCAUUGGACAAAUUCUUCUCGGUUACAUGCACGAUCGUCGACUCAUUGAAGCAUGGAUCAUGUAUACAGUUGCUGUUAUUCUAUCUGGGAUCGCGUUGGUACUAUUAGCAUUGAAUGAAGCACGAUAUAAACCUGUUGUUUUAAUAUCAGCAUUUGUGUUCGGUUUAGCAAUAAGUGCAAAUUAUGCACUACAACUACUAAUUAUCAUUGAUGCUUUAACAAUCGAUUACAUGCCGAAAGCAUUUGGAUCGUUGCAAUUGUGUCAAGGCAUUAGUACACUAAUUGGAAUUCCGCUACAAGGUUUGUAUAUAACAUUAAUGCGUAAUGUGCAAAAUGCCUACAAGUAUACAUUUUUAAGUUCUGGUUUAAUUAUCAUUCUUUCUGGUGUAAUUAUGUUUUUAUGGCCAUUAUUUAAACCGUACAAUAAGACCUAA